Homalodisca vitripennis (glassy-winged sharpshooter) is the source of this 6004-nucleotide messenger RNA. Its product is annotated as melanocyte protein PMEL. The record is from RefSeq and is a predicted model, not a curated record. NCBI's taxonomy places the organism in Eukaryota, Metazoa, Arthropoda, Insecta, Hemiptera, Cicadellidae. Bases 211 to 1809 code for a protein of 532 amino acids. The transcript is spliced from 11 exons.
CCUGCCUACUGCUGAGCAAGAUCUCUGACUGCGUCAUUCUGAUAAGGACAAUUUCAUGACAUGAAAUUCAUGUGACGUUUUUGUAAAAUGGUCUGUUAGUGUUGAAACGUAACAAGUGUUGUGGUAGUAUUUCUGUGUUGUAUUGUUAGCUCGACUACUGUGCCUGUGAGAAUGUGAGGAAAUUAUCAUCUAGGAUACAGUAAUUUUACAAUGCUGUGUGUUGGAUUGGCGUUUUUACUUAUCAUAUCAUCAGUUUAUGGGUACAAAAUACAACUCACGAGUAAUGGUCCAGUGGUGGUCGGCGCAACUAUUACUUUCAGGGCCUCCAUAACAGAUGGAGACAGACCUCCGAGUGGCUCUUUCCAGUUCAAGUGGAAAGACAAUGCCAUCCCCCCCCACUCAAAGACGGUGGAUGGAGACUUCACGGUCUCCUACUGGAACGUGACCUACCCCAAGGACAUGUACAGUCCCGGGACUUACGAGGUUCAGGUUGAAAUCAGUAAAUGGACAAUAUUCUACUGGCCAGUCGCCAGCAAGAGGCUGUGGUUUGAGCUAACACCAUUGCUCAAUGGGGGGAUGAACUUGACGCAGAACAAUAAGUCUGUGGAAAAUAACGAUGUGAGUUCUGCUGCUGAGGUCACUCACUGGAUCUCAUUCUCGGACCCGGAUGAGGAGUUCUUGGCGGAGAAUGCCACCUUAAUACAAACCUUCUGGUUUGUGGACUGCAUCUACUAUGGAGCCACUUCAGACCUUAGUUUCCGGUACAACUACUCAGAUGCUGUUGACAAGACAAGAUCCGUUGAGGCCUUGGUUGUUGCGUCAUUUGACCCCAUCCCUUCUCCCACAACUACACAAGCUCCUACAACAACAACUUCAACUACGACAACAUUAGCCCCUUCCACGACGGCAAAUCCUCAGACGACUACGACGACCGUAGCAACCACAACCAAGGUGGUAACAACAACUGUGGCUACACCCUCAAACAACAUCACUGCUGUCGUAGAGCCCAAUUUGAAGAUGGGUACGAAUGUUUCUGAGAUACCUAUACUGCCGUACGUCUGCCUCAACACGUCAAUCGUUCCUCCAGAUCCGAAAAAGACGUAUGGAUAUUUCUCAAGCCGGGUUAAUGUCAAAGCCCCAGUGAACAAUGUGGUGGUAAGCGGUGGUAACAGUUUCUGGCUCCAACAUGGGGACAUUCUGAACCUCUCUGUGAGUUGCAAUGGUUCCUCCCCCUUCCUAUACUGUUUCAAGAUUACAGAGGGCGAGUACAAUGUCACUGGUAAUGAGACCUGCACCCAACACAUGCUCAUUACAGAUUGUCAGCUGACUUUGCCCAGAUAUUUCCACAACCCAGGGAGUUAUACAGUGCUCAUUAUAAUCACCAAUGAGGUCUCAAAGAAAAUCACCCCGGUUGGAGUCAAUAUUUAUGAAGUGAAGAAGCAUGCACAGCUGUCUGUGAUUGUAGUACCAGUGGCCUGUGUUGCCAUAGCAGUUACUCUGAUAGUGUUUGGGGCAGCCUAUUACCUACAGAGCAGACACAGGUAUACGAUAGAGGUGGCAGAUUUUGACUUUGCACAGGCAAGCGAUCUUGAGUACAUGACCUUCAGCCAACGGCUGCGCGCAGCUCUCAACAGCGCUUUCGUCAGAACUCACGACAUUAAAUCAGACAUCAAAACCGAUAGUAAUCAAUCAAUUAAGUCAUCAGAAUCAAACAAAUCAUCAGAAUCAACAUCAACAGCUUCAACUGACAUUGUAACAUCAACAAUAUCUCAUAUAUCUGGGAGUGAACUACAAAAGACUAGACAAUAGCACUGGAGUGCUCCGAUACUAACUUAUCAUACUGUAACAAUAUUUGGAAAACAUAGGUUUUACUACUGGUACCAAGUACAUUUUAGUGGUUUUUUUUUAUUGUAUUGUAUUUUUAGUGAUAUGUAUAUUAAUGUUUAUUUUGUAAUCAUGUUUUUCAAUCAUAAUAUUCAAUAUUGCUGUAUGAAAAAAUGUAAUGAGAAGAUGGUAUUUUUCAGAAAGAAAAUAUGAUCUUGUGAAAUCUAAAAUUAAGUAGUUAUUUGUUAUAAUGAAAGUCAACUUAAAUGUAAUGUAAAUAUUUAAUUUUUUACACUAUUUUUGUUUUAUUCUCCAUUUCUUGUUAUUUAGUGUUAAGAUUUUUUCAUACAAAAGAGGUUUUGAUAGUUUCUACCAAAUAUUUUCAAGUUAGUUAAAUUACUUCACAAAGAAAAUGUGUAUAACAUUCAUUGUUUUAAGUCAUUAUAUAAGAAAUCAAUCUCAAAAUUAUGCUAUUAACGUUUAGCAAAAUUACAUUAAAAUAAUUAAAUUUUAACCCUUUUAGGACAGACAGCAGUUUACUGCCAGUAAUUUUUUAAAUUUCUGAUAGUCAAAAUUUAUGUUAUAAUGCUAUUAUGAUGCUAUUCUUUUUAAUUAUAUUUCCUCUCUUAAACAAUGAAGUAAUGAAAGUAAUAAGACAUAUUUUAUAUGACUGACUUCUCAGAUGUUGUUUUGGUAAAAUAUUUUUUGAACAAAAUUAUUUUGUGUUUGUUUUAAUAUUCACAACAGUUUAAACAAAAUAAGUUUUCAAAACAGAUAUCACAUGUUAUUGUGAAAGCUAAUAGGUUUUCCUGAAACUUUUAAAACUAAUCAUUAAAAGAUAUGCAGUUUUUCAGUUCUAUAUCAUAUAAAGGUAAACAAGUUUAUUGGUUGUAAUAGUUAUGUUGGUCCCUAAAAGGGUUAAUAAGACCAUAUUGUAACUGUAAUCAUUGAGUUUUAUUUCCUAAGUAGAUACAGGCAAAAUUUGAGAUCAUCCAAGAUUUUAUUAUUUAUAGAUGUAGUUUUAUUGUAGUUAAUGGGACUAAAAUUAUAAUUGUGAAUUAAUUAUUGUAGUAUAUUUACAAUAUAUUGUCUGUAUUUAUAAAGUCAAUUGCUAGACAUUUUAUUCCAAAUUUAUUCUGAAAUUAAGUUAGUGUUUAAAAAAAGUGAUUCUGGAUUUGUUUAUAAAUUCUUAAAUCAUUUAAACUGACUAAUACUGACAGUUAAUUUCUUAUUUAAUGAAUUUUUGCUUUAAGUAUGUUCUUUUCAUGUUAUUAUAGAAGUACUUAUAUUUGUACGGCUGGUUUCAGUUUCAUGAGGACCUAUGUAUAACUUUGUUUGAAAAUAAGCAUUUGUAUAUUUUGAGUUAGCUGUGCUAAUGUAUACUGCUAAAUUGUAUGAAUAAUUAUAAAGUCUUACAGACUAUAAAGUAAACUUUAAAAGAUUAAACAUACUUAACAAAAUUGUUACAAUCCAGCUGUGAUCCGCUAAGCUGAAUCACAGAAAGAACCUGUCCUUGGGCUCGAGAUCAUGUUGCACAAUAGACAUGUUAUUGGUUAUAAUUGUCCUUGUAUGUCCCGGAAGAGUAUCACCAAUAGUUUAUUUGAUGAUAGUAUACACAGUUGUUUUAUCUUAAAAAGAUGACUUAAAGUGGACUGUUUUUUUUUUAUUGUGACUCUUGAGUUAACAAAUUCUGAUUGAAGCUUAAAUCCUCCGUAAGUGUAGUCACUUCCCAAGCAGAAUUGAAUAUGUGUAAUCUAAGUCUGACAUUGUGGUACCUUUCCGACCUUUCCCUUAGUAGUAUGUUGAUAGAGUAUAGGAGAAUAUGCCCAUAUUAUGAAGGUUUUCCCAGUGUUUGUGGUGCCAUAAGUGAAGAAAAUGCAGUGUUGACCAUCUAAGAGAUCUUUAAUAAAUUUAAGGGAGGACAUUACUUUUGUGGGAGAAAAUAUGUUCUUCCUGAGAAAGUCUGUUAAAUAAAAUAUUCUAAACACAUAACAAUUAUUGACAAUCUGAUUGAAUAACCCCACAAUGUUGUGUAUCAUGGUCUACUAACACAAUGAUAUCCUGUUAAAUAUGCAACAUAAUGGAAUUUUUACAUACUCAAGAUGUCUUUAAGUAAAGAUUUUAAGAAAAGUAAUAUUUAUAAUUAUGAAAGUAAUUUUUCUAAUCUAACACAUAACAUCAGUAUAAAACAAAUAAUGAAAAUUCUUUUGCUAUAUGGAGAAGAUUUAUUAAAAUCUUUCUGUUUUAAUGCUGGAUCCGUUUUAUACUUAAAUAAUCUGAAAAUGGUAGAUUUAAUGUAUUUGUGGUGGAAUUAUGAAAAUUGGUAUUAUUAAACAAUUAAAUGCAUAAAAUGUUCAGUGUAAUAAAGUUAUAUGUGGUUCUGUAAAAAAUUUAUAAAAAAAAAUUUAAAUGACCUUUAUAUAGAUCUGCAUAUAACAAAUGCUUUUGGGUUGGUAUGGUUCGAUUUUUAGUACAAAACUAUUCAACUAGAUUUUCAAACAAAUCAAUUUAAAUGAAUACAAAAUAAUCACCAUUUAACAUCCAAUGCUUAAAUUCCAAUAAACUACUUUGCUCUUCAUUUAAUGCUCAAAACAAUGUAGUUUAUGUAUGAUUUUACAUUUAUUUCAAUGGCAAUGUUAUAUUAACUUUUUGUAUAAUUUACUGUUAAAUAUCCUCACUAUCAUUUAAAAUAGAGCUGAUCAGGCUUAAUUUGUUGUAAGAAUUAAAUUUUUUAUUAUUUGAUCUAAUUAUAAUGAUUACAUCAGUAAUUCUAGCAAUAUACAAACAUCAAAAUUGAUCCAUAAGUGCUGGUUAAAUAUUUUUGGUUUGCACAACAAACUACACAUAAAUCAUCUGAUAAGAUUGUCUGCCGAAAUUUAAAAAGAGGAUAUCAAUAUCUUAGAGGAUUUGUGCCAGUGUAAUACAAGCAAACUACAAGUAAUUCACAUUAACUUGAGUUGGUGUGCUUUUAUAUUAUUUUUGCCUUACACAUGAAAAUAAUAAAAAAGUUAAAAGUAACCGUUAAUGUGAAAAAUUUAAUGAUUUAUUUUUGUUUGAAAGUGCAGAGAUUGCGAAAGUUAAUUCCAUUAAGUUCUUAAAAUUGCUAUAAUUAAAUAAUGGCACUGGCUGCUAAAAUCUUCUUAUUGUAAAAUCCUCAAUGUGUUGAUUAAUGUACUUUGAAUGUCCGUGGAUUGGUGAACUGUUUUCAACUAAUGUAUCUGAGCAAAACAGCAAAUCAUUCAGUUCAGCAGGUUUAUGUUCAGCGGUUAGUAUUCUUUAGUGUUUAGUCGUGUUUGUUUAUGGUUUUGUUAUUUAGCGUAGUACGUUUUGAACUGUGAUAAUAUUGAUUUUGAUAUAUUAUGAUUAUGUAUAAUAUGAUCCCUUACAAAGUGUGAAGAGAGUGAUGGAUUGUGUAAACCUGGUUCAUGAUGACUCACUUUUAAGAGAUCGGACAUAAGCUGUAGCACUAAAUUUUUAAUCUUUUAACUAUAGUGGACCGAACCGACCUUGUGCAAGCAAAACCAUUGUCCCGAACCGAUAGAUUUUCUUUUGUUGUACCAAACCAAGCCAAAAUGUUUGGUACACAGCAGAUCUAUACUAAUAUUUAAAAAAUAAUUAAAGCAUAAUAAUAGCACAUUGUAAUUAUGCAUGUAUUCAAAAUAUAACACAAAUUUAUAAUGUUUUAUCAUUUUAAUAAAUAAAAUGUCAGCUUUUAGAUUGAGUUUGGGCUCAUAUUUGUCUACCAUUAUUCUUAAAAAGAUUAAUAGCUAAAAUUUCUUAUUAUAUUUUGAAAUCAUAUUGUAGACUGAAUGCAAUGAAAACAGAGGUAAUGUUGAAAAUAGGAAAUUAAUUAAUUAAUUUUUCGUUUUGUAUAUUAUGCAUAAUAGAAUUUUAAACUGAUUUUGUUCUUACUGUGUUAAUUUACACAAGCAACAAAUUUUAUGUUUAUGUAAUUUUAAUGAAGUUCCCAAAAAUCAGAUUACUCUUUAUGUAUACUUUUAUGUUUUUGGAUCGUGUCUGUGAUAGGUUAUAUAUAUAUAUUAUAUUUUUACAGUUAUGUUAGCCAUUAUUUUAUUGUAUACUUUUCUGCACAUAAAGACUUUGUCGCUCUUGUAAAUUGUUCAUCCUACUAAUAACUAUUAAAAUAUUGAUAAUAAAACAAGUAUUUAUAUAUUUUAAA